Cimex lectularius (bed bug) is the source of this 935-nucleotide messenger RNA. RefSeq lists its product as uncharacterized. NCBI's taxonomy places the organism in Eukaryota, Metazoa, Arthropoda, Insecta, Hemiptera, Cimicidae. The record is from RefSeq and is a predicted model, not a curated record. The transcript is spliced from 5 exons. The coding region runs from base 217 to 834 and encodes 205 amino acids.
UUACGGAAAGAUUGCGUAAUGAAGUCGAAAGAAUGACAACAUAGCUUUUAGAAGAAAUAAGUUCAGCUGAUUUUGGUUUUAACAUUCAAUUGUUCAAAAGUUUUGUACUUAUAUAAACAUCUUCAUAUAACAAACUGGUGAAAUGUUAAAUAUUUGAGAGAACAAAAAAAAAAAAACCUUUUUCGAAUAAUAAAUGCAAAAAUAAAAAAAAUAGAAAUGGAGUGCGGCCUAGAAAGAGUUGUUAUUCCGGGUGAGGACGAACCGUUGAGCGACAGCGAGAUGCGCUACGGUCUCGGAGAUGGAGAAGGAGAGGACUUGGACCUCCAAGCUGAAAUCCCAGAACCUUUAUUAAGAAAAUCGUCGUCUUUCACAGAAAUCGGCUUGAAAGGGGGAGAACUGUCGGAUGUGCUACCGCCGUCAGAACCAAAGAAACGUUUUACCCUUUCAAGAGGAAUCAAUCUGAGACACGUCGUACAAGGGAUAAAAAAAAGAGGAAAGCCCCAUGAGACUUCGGGGAAUGAAACGAAGCCUGCUGGAGACGCCACCGAAGAACCGCAAAAAGGCACGAGGCAGAUAUAUUUCAGUAAAGUUUUCGACAGGGUCUCUCACGGGACUAACCGGAUGUGGACUUCACUGGGCAAGACUUUCACCAACGGGCCGGACGAGCCGAAGGCCGGCUCCAGCAGGACCCUCGGAAGACUCUUCGGCCGUUCGCGAGCCCGUGAAACGACCGAGGAGGACGUCAGUGAUUUACCAGCGACCGAGUCACGAGCGCAGACCCUCGGAAGAAAGAUUUCUUCGACGUUCAAAUCAAUGAAAAACACGAAAAAUUAACGAAGGUGCUGCGUCCAUUGAUGAGCCCGCCGACCAAAAAUGAUUAUCACUUAUUAUUCUAAAAUAAAUAUAUGAAGCUUAUGGCUGAAAUUUGAAAUUUU